Molecule: messenger RNA, 3873 nt
Organism: Purpureocillium takamizusanense
Lineage: Eukaryota; Fungi; Ascomycota; Sordariomycetes; Hypocreales; Ophiocordycipitaceae
Exons: 6
Coding region: 332-3316 (994 amino acids)
Cellular component (GO): cytoplasm
Molecular function (GO): glycerophospholipase activity; metal ion binding
Source: RefSeq, a predicted model, not a curated record
UCACGAGCUCCCAUGCCGCCUCCGUUUCACACCGACACGUUCGACCUCUGACAAGCACCCGCCUGCCUCGGCUCACCGCAUAAUUAUGCACCCGCUCUCCUCUGCCCUUUCAUUUCCCUCUCGUUGAUCCCCGCCGUCGUUUGUCAGGCAGCAAUCGCUACAAACAUUACUACUAUCCGGUGCCACGUUGGCGGCCCGCUCGAGCGUCCAGCGCGGGCAACCGCUCGCGCAUCUGUCCCGCUUCCUCCAACGGCUUUGGACGCCACCUCAACGUCGUCGACGCGCCCCUUGCGCUGCGCAGGUCGCAUGGCUGUCCUUUGGCUCGUGGAAAAUGCCCCCAGCUGCUGGAGACAAGAAGGCCGAGAAGUCGUAUCUGAGCUCGGCCGUCGACUCCAUCAACCCGUGGGCGAGCAGCAGAACCACGACGCCAACACCCGAUAGCAAGCGCGAUGAGUCGGCUCAGGCGGCCGCAUCUGUGCCCGCAUCGGGCGCCGCACCUGGCGAUCAUUCUAUAACACCGCUAUAUGGCCAGAGCUUCCGCACAUAUCCCAAGGACUGCCCGCCACUCAACGUUCAGUGGUUCCACGCCGUCGAUGUGCCAAAGCGAAAACCACAGCUCAUAAAGGGCCGCAAAGAGCCCGCCAAGGAUGCGAAGCCCCCCGCCCGACCGAAAAAGUACACGGCAUUCUCACCAUCUGACUCCAGACGGCUAGAGGGACGCUACCAGAAGCUGUUGGAGGCGACUGAAGAAAAUCAUGACAAGACGGCCGAGACUCAACCGUACACGGCCCAAGUUGGAGGACCCAAGGCCGACAGGUCCGACAGAGGCCAGGAAGCAGGGCUGACCCUCAAGGCUAGCAUCCGCGUGGCGGUCAAUGAAGACUUUCUCUUCGACGUCGACAUUGAGGAGCGGGAGCUUGCCCCGGUCUAUUGGCUUGGUCCUGUGUACGAGGUGCGGCGCGGCACUUGGUUCUUCCAAGAGGGGUCUAAUCUGAGGCCGUGUGAAGAGAACCUUGCAGCCCAGCUGGAGGAAGGCUACCUGAAAAUGAAGCCCUGGCUGAGUCAAGCGAGAUCGCGGAGCCAGUCGGCUGCAAAGGAGCCGCAAAAGGAUGUCGUCAAGGACGAUAAUAAAGGACCAACUACCACCGAAAGCCUCAAGGAUCCAGGUUCGUCCUCUUUGACGGCAUCGAAGCCUUCCCAAAACCAAGCGGGAACUAGCACACCUACCAACCAGCCCCAACCCUAUCGACUUUUUGGCGCAUACAUGAACAACGUGGCCACGUAUCAGGACGCCACUACGGCCUGGCUCUCUACCGAUGGCAUUAUGUCGUGGGUGACGACAUCGGUCUACGAGCGAUUUGCUGGUGGGGGCUACAUGAGCGGUGUAAAGCUGAUACGGGGCUACUCGGAGCCUAGCAAGGCGAAAGACAAGGACAAGGACAAAGACAAGAAAGACGACAAGUCGGCGACCCAAAAGCUUUCCGACAUCCCUGGCUUAGAUGAGCGGCAACAAAAGAUCCUCAAGCGUAGAUCCGCACCUCCCGCUACAAGAGACUCUAGCGACAAUGUCAGACGAGACAGCGAGGAUCCGUCAAGCGAGGCACAAGAUCGGCAUGCAACGCUCCAACGACAGCUUUCGUCGCUUCUCGAGAGCGACGGUAAGAGCACCGCUGAGACGGACGAGCAAAUUCGCAAGAGAGAGGAGCAGGAGAUUCAGGACGACUACAACGUCGAAGUCGGCGAGACUCAGGGCCGUGAAAUUGAGCAUCUCGUGCUCGUCACCCACGGUAUCGGACAGCGUCUAGGUCUUCGCAUGGAGAGCGUCAACUUUGUGCACGACGUCAAUGUGUUGCGGAAGACAAUCAAGUCUGUUUACGCGGGCUCGGCAGAUCUCAAAGCCUUUAAUUCCGAACUGGGUGCGGGACAUGGCAACUGCCGAGUCCAGGUCUUGCCGGUCUGCUGGCGCCAUCUCAUAGAGUUUCCCCGGCGUCGACAGAAGACAGGCGAGCACGAUCUCGGCGACGUCGCUGGGGAGGAAGAUGACUAUCCGGCGCUCGAGGACAUUACUGUCGAGGGCGUGGCGUUUGCUCGGUCGCUCAUUUCUGAUCUUGCGCUGGACGUAUUGCUCUACCAGAGCUCGUACCGGGAAGAGAUUUCGAGGAUUGUCGUUGGGGAGACGAACCGCAUCCUAAGGCUAUUCCGAGAGCGAAAUCCUGAGUUUAAAGGAAAGGUGCACCUUAUGGGCCACUCGCUGGGAUCUGCCAUAUUCUUCGACGUAUUGUGCCGGCAGAGAGAACAGAACGAGCACAGACAUCCGCUUCGCUUCUGGCCCUCGCAGAACCGACAGGAGAGCAAGCUUAAAGACCACGAGCUGCAGUUUGACUUCAAGGUCGACGAUUUCUUCUGCCUUGGGUCGCCGGUCGGGCUGUUUCAGAUGCUCAAGGGGCGGACGAUUGCCGCCCGCAACACGCCUCACGCGCUUCCAUCAGAAAGCCCUUUGCAUCCCGACGAGGGUGACGACCCCUUCCUCACGGCUCCAGCGCCCACUGCCGACGAGAUCUCCCCCGUCAGCGGUCUGCCGUAUUCGAUUUCAUCCCCCAAAGUCGCGCAGUUGUUCAACAUAUUCCACCCAUCUGAUCCCAUCAGCUACCGUCUCGAGCCCUUGAUAUCGCCUGCAAUGAAAGCACUUAAACCACAGGCGUUGCCUUACACGAAGAAGGGCAUCUUUGGUAAUGUGGCUCCGCAGAGUCUGACGGGCAUCGGCGCCAAAGUCGGCCAGAGCGUGAGCGGGCUCUGGUCAAGCUUCAGCGCUGGAAUUGCCAGCAACCUCAUCAACCGAAGCCUCGGAUUGACGAGUGAGGAAGUCGCCCGAAUGGCAGCUGCGGAGAGUUCGCAGUCUGGUGUCGGGCACGCGGCAAACGGCAAGACUGACGAGCGAAAGCAGCAGCUCGCCGAUUCGACAACGGCGGGCCACGACAACGCGACGCUGAUUGAUGAAGAGAUGGAGACGCUCUACUCGACAUUUCAGAAGAGCCGCGGCGAGGACAUGUCCAAGGGAGACGAAACAAUCACCAAGGGUGCAGACGGGCAGAAGGGAAGACGGUUGCGCGCAGAGGAGACCAAAGUUCGAGCAUUGAAUCGCAACGGGAGAGUCGACUACAGCAUACAAGAGAGUGCACUGGACUUCAACCCCAUCAACACCAUUGCCUCGCACAUGGGGUACUGGGGGGACGAAGAUGUCAACCAUUUUGUCCUCUCGCAACUUCUGUCAAACAGGGUCAAGAGCAAGAAGCGGCAGAGGGAUGGAUUGAAUUGACUGGAUUAGUGUUUAAGCUAUGGCGACCUCUUUGACCGCCUGGUUCCUGUCGUCUGAUAUGUAUGCGAACGGUAGCAACUCCCAAACCGGCACUGUCUUCUGGGCGCCCCCCUCGUCGACGACAAUGACGUUGAUGCUAGGGUUGUAGUCGAGAAGAACCUGCCUGCAUCUUCCACAUGGAUUGAGCACCCGGAUCUUGUCAUUGUCCCGACCUACGGCGACCAUGGUGGUGAUGUUCUUGGCGAGCACGCCUUGGGCUGCAGCGACUCCGAGGACCACGAGCUCUGCGCAGGGGCCGCCGGUGAAAUGGAAUACGUUGACCCCCGUAAAGGAGAGGCCAUCGGAUGUGCGAGCAGCGGCCGUGACGGUGUGAAGGUCGUCGUUGUCUGGGACGGCAGAGAGGGAGGAUGCGGCGAGAGCGAUGAGCUCAUGGUCCAGCUGGGACGACAUGAUGAUGUGUUGAGUAGUGUUUUGGCUGGCCUAGCAAAGGAUGGUUUUGCGUAGAUGGUAGAAUGGGAACAGGUGAAUGGAAUAGAGCCGUACCUAUAAUCAGUACC